AUGCGCUCGCGGACGCGCCCCUUGAGGCUGCUGCUCGCGGCGCUAGCGCUCGCCACUUGCGCCGCCGCCCCCGCGCCGGAGCCGCGCGCCCAGCGCUCGGCGAACCUCAGCCACAUAACGGGCACGUCGCGCACGAUCCAGAUGUUCCUCAAGAACCGCUACCUUCAGCUGCUGCCCGAUGGCACCGUCAACGGCACCACAGACGGCAACAGCGCUUACAUU
This is a messenger RNA of Iphiclides podalirius (scarce swallowtail), 222 nucleotides long. Lineage: Eukaryota; Metazoa; Arthropoda; Insecta; Lepidoptera; Papilionidae. The record is from the annotation of a GenBank genome assembly.